Molecule: messenger RNA, 3579 nt
Organism: Equus quagga
Lineage: Eukaryota; Metazoa; Chordata; Mammalia; Perissodactyla; Equidae
Gene: PLEKHA1
Product: pleckstrin homology domain containing A1
Exons: 13
Coding region: 248-1396 (382 amino acids)
Cellular component (GO): membrane; cytoplasm
Molecular function (GO): PDZ domain binding
Source: RefSeq, a predicted model, not a curated record
GUGCGCAGUGCGCGGGCCGGCCGUCGUGGGCGCCGCUCCCGCAGCUCGGUGUCUGUGGGAGCCGGCGUUGCGGCGGCGCGGGGCUGCGGGCCGAGGGCCGUGGGCAAGUCUGGCGUGAGGAGCGCGGCCGCGCCUGGCCGGGGGGCGGGGCCGGCUUGCGGGAGCGCCGCGCCGGUUGCGGCGAGCUGAGAGGCGGUGCGCGUCUGCCGGGGGGUCGGCGGGCGCUGUGUAAUGUUCAAGCUCAGAAAUGCCUUAUGUGGAUCGUCAGAAUCGCAUUUGUGGUUUUCUAGACAUUGAAGAAAAUGAAAACAGUGGGAAAUUUCUUCGAAGGUACUUCAUACUGGAUACCAGAGAAGAUAGUUUUGUAUGGUACAUGGAUAAUCCACAGAACCUACCUUCCGGAUCAUCACGUGUUGGAGCCAUUAAACUUACCUACAUUUCAAAGGUCAGCGAUGCAACUAAGCUAAGGCCAAAGGCUGAGUUCUGUUUUGUUAUGAAUGCAGGGAUGAGGAAAUAUUUCCUACAAGCCAAUGAUCAGCAGGACCUAGUAGAAUGGGUAAAUGUGUUGAACAAAGCUAUAAAAAUUACAGUACCAAAGCAGUCAGACUCACAGCCUCAUUCUGAUAACCUAAGUCGCCAAGGUGAGUGUGGGAAGAAGCAAGUGUCUUACAGAACCGACAUUGUUGGUGGUGUGCCCAUCAUUACUCCAACUCAGAAAGAAGAGGUAAACGAAUGUGGUGAAAGUAUUGACAGAAAUAAUUUGAAACGGUCCCAAAGCCAUCUUCCUUACUUUUCUCCUAAACCACCUUCAGACAGUGCAAUUAUCAAAGCUGGAUAUUGUGUGAAACAAGGAGCAGUGAUGAAAAACUGGAAGAGAAGAUAUUUUCAGUUGGAUGAAAACACAAUAGGCUACUUCAAAUCUGAACUGGAAAAGGAACCUCUGCGCGUAAUACCACUUAAAGAGGUUCAUAAAGUCCAGGAGUGUAAGCAGAGUGACAUAAUGAUGAGGGACAACCUCUUUGAAAUUGUAACAUCAUCUCGAACUUUCUAUGUGCAGGCUGAUAGCCCUGAAGAGAUGCACAGUUGGAUUAAAGCCGUCUCGGGCGCCAUUGUGGCCCAGCGGGGACCCGGCCGAUCAGCGUCUUCGAUGCGGCAGGCUAGAAGGCUGUCGAAUCCUUGUAUACAGAGGAGCAUUCCAGCUGUCCUUCAGAAUCCAAAUACGCUUUCCGCCCCGCCAGCGCAGCCGCCGCCUCACAUUCCGCAGCCUCUCGCAGCAACUCUUUGGUCUCAAGCUUUACCGUGGAGAAGCGAGGAUUUUACGAAUCUCUUGCCAAGGUCAAGCCAGGGAACUUCAAGGUCCAGACUGUCUCUCCAGGAGAACCAGCUUCCAAAGUGACUGAACAAGCUCUGCUAAAACCUCAAAGUACAAAUGGCCCUCAGGAAAAAGAUCGUGACCCCGUGGACUUGGAUGAUGCGAGCCUUCCCGUGAGCGAUGUGUAAGGUGGUAGCACGCAGAGCCUGCCCCGCCGCAGCAACUGCUGCGUUUCCUUUCAUGAGGCUUCUAGCCAAAGAUGAGAAAGAGUAGACUGGUUAAGUGUGUAUAUUAUACUGCCUCUGAGAUGUACUCUUUAUAAGCUGGUAAACCAAGAAUCUAGGGAGUGGCCAAACUAAACGUAAUUUCUUUAAAAAAAAAAAAAAAGAAAGAAAACCUAAGUGUCUCAGUAUCAACUGUCUGAAGCUUUGUGUUCUCAUUCGAGUGAUAAAAAUGUGUGUGAUAUUUUUAGUGAAUUUGACAGUUUAAAUGUUUAACAACUGAAAACAUUAAAAAUGCUUAUUAUUUUGGUUGUUUUUAAAAUGCUACUAUGACUUCCUAUUAGAUGUUCAAUAUUUACACAUUCUUACUGGUUAAUAUUAUUGAAUGAAAUAUUGCCAGACUAAGAUAUCUAAACUCAUGAUGUCUGUGGUGCUGUAAAAUUUAUACUACGAUGUGGACUGUUUUGAAAUAACCAUUUUCGAUGCUCUGGAUCUCGAGGUGAGUGGUGAGUUUGAAUGGAGGAUAGUAUUGGACCAUUAGUGAGGGUUGUAGGUGUACCAGGGUGGAGAAAAGGGGAAAAUUAGAGUUCAAACAACCAUAUCUUGGACAUUUGUUUGAAACGCUUAAUCAGGAUUUGGCGGCGGUCAUUGCUUUAUUCCAUGAAAAUUAUUUGGUGUGAAAUUUCUGAGAGAUCUGGUUUUCUUAUCAAAGUUUUGUAAGUAAUUCUUUCUUCUAUAUUUGGAUCAGUGAGAAACCUCACGUUUAUAUGUGAAGACAUGCUGCCCUUAGUCAUGCGAUGGUAGCCUUUACUUUUUGUCACUAAUAACCUGUAUUCAGGUGCCUAUAUUUCUUCAUCUUCUUUAGGGAUGUUAUGAGCUCAAAAGUCCUACAUGAUUGGUUUUAAAUGUUGGGAUAAAAUUAAUUUUCAGUGGCAUAGUUUAAUGUGUUAAAUAAGGUAUUUUAUGUUAGAGAUACCAGACUGCUGUCUUUCUGCUGCCUGUGCAAUAUGUUUUAAAACACAAAUUUGAGUAUAUGUGUAGUCACAGGGAUAUCAUAGAUAUUUACACCUCUCUAAAAAGUCUUUUAUUUCUGGUGUUGAAUAACAGACCAGGUAGGACAAGUACCAUUUUUACGGUUCAGUCUUAAACAUUUGCUUUAAGAAAAUAGUCUUGAAUUUCACAUGCUGCUAUUUUGAUGAUGUUUUGCUAUUUUACAGUACUGUUUGUUUUGAAUUCAUACUUGUCACUGUUCCUCCUUUUCAUUUUCUAAGCUGACUUUUUGUUGGAGGAGAGAGAUUUCCUACUACAGAGUGGGGUCCAGAGGUUACUAUCUAUUCUACUAGGAUUAUGAUAGCAUCAGUUUAAAAAUCCAAAUGCAUAAAGAAUGCACCACUUCAACUUUUUUACUCAUAAGCUAAUAUUUUAAAAAAUCAUUUAGAUUUUUUCUUUUUUGCAGCUAUAUUUGAAAAUGAUAGAAUGAAAAGGUUUUAAGUAGUUACCACUUUUCUGCUGAUAUAUCCUAUAACGGCUCUUUCGAAAGUUCCUUUUUCAUGAACACACCUAAGAAAUCUUGUGUAGAUGGUUUGAGAUAUUCAGGAGCCUGAUGCUGUUUCUUUGGUACAGCUACUGCAUUGCAUGUUCGUUUUAACAUAUUUUGGUAUUGAUAAUUUGAUAUAUUUCAUAGUGGCAAAAUACUAGCUCUAUUUUGGGACUUUUUAUAGAACUACCCUUGUAUUCAAUAGCAUAGGAAAAUGUGCUUGUGAUUGUCAGGUCUCUUAAUAUUUAUCUCAAUACUUUUAUAAUUCUAUGAAAAUUAUUUAAUUAUUUUAAAACUUAUACUUUUCUUGUAAAUAUGUCACAUCUGAAUUGUCAAAAAUUUACUUUGAACACCUUAAUAUUUGCUGCAUUUUCUUCUGUAUAUAUAACGUCUUCUUUCAGAAUGGGAAUGUACGUGCACUUCCCAAUGUUUACUUCUGUGUCUGUUAUCUUUAUGUGUCGGACUGGUUGAACACUGUAAUGACUUGAGAAUAAACUGCUCAAAAUUAA